AUGGCUUCGGAAGAACAAGAAGUCUCUGCUUCUGCCUCUGCUUCUGUAGUAGAGAACGAUGCUCAUCGGCUCAGGUUAGGAUCAAGCGACUCGCUUCUCCUCCCUGGUCUCAUCGACGACGUUGCUCUAAACUGCCUCGCUUGGGUUCCGAGAUCGGACUAUCCUUCCUUAUCUUGCGUGAGCAAGAAGUACAACAAGCUGAUCAACGACGGACACUUGUUUGCUCUGAGAAAGGAGUUGGGGAUCGUCGAGUAUCUCGUCUUCAUGGUCUGCGACCCGAGAGGAUGGCUAAUGUUCUCUCCGACGAAGAAGAAAUGGAUGGUGCUACCGAAAAUGCCCUGCGACGAGUGCUUCAACCACGCGGACAAAGAGUCUUUAGCCGUGGACGACGAGCUUCUCGUGUUCGGGAGAGAGCUGUUUCAGUUCGCGAUCUGGAAGUACAGCGUGAGGUCUCGCCGCUGGCUCAAAUGCGAAGGCAUGCACCGUCCUCGCUGCCUCUUCGCGUCGGGAAGCCUCGGCGGGAUCGCGAUCGUCGCCGGCGGGACGGACAUGAACGGGAACAUAUUAGCGUCGGCGGAGCUUUACGACGCGUCUUCGGGAAGGUGGGAGAUGCUUCCGAACAUGCACUCGCCGAGGAGGCUGUGCUCGGGGUUUUUCAUGGACGGGAAGUUUUACGUGAUCGGAGGGAUGUCGGGGCCGAAUGUUUCGGUGACGUGCGGGGAGGAGUUUGAUUUGGAGACGAGGAAGUGGAGGAGGAUCGAAGGGAUGUAUCCGAAUGUGAACAGGGCGGCGCAGGCUCCGCCGCUUGUUGUGGUGGUGGAUAAUGAGCUGUUCACGCUGGAGUAUUUGACGAGUAUGGUGAAGAAGUAUGAGAAGAAGGAGAACAAGUGGGAGGUGAUGGGGAGGUUGCCUCCGAUGGUGGACUCAUCGAAUGGUUGGGGUUUGGCGUUUAAGCCGUGUGGGGAGCAGUUGCUGGUGUUUUGUGGGCAGAGAGGGGUUAAUGGGGAAGGGAUUGUGGUGAAUGCUUGGAGUCCGAGGUCGGGAGGGAAAGAUGGGAACUUGGAUUGGAAAGUGAUUGGUGUUAAAGAGAAUGUUGGUGUGUUUGUGUAUAACUGUGCUGUCAUGGGUUGUUGA
This is a messenger RNA of Microthlaspi erraticum, 1134 nucleotides long. Lineage: Eukaryota; Viridiplantae; Streptophyta; Magnoliopsida; Brassicales; Brassicaceae. The record is from the annotation of a GenBank genome assembly.